UUGCAACUGAUUAACUUUACUCUUUAUAUUAUCAAAAAUCCUUACUUCUCAUUUUCUCUUCAUUACUUCUCUUCUUCUUCCAUCUCCAAAUCUUCGAAUCGAAGAAGUGAAAUCCAUGGCUCGAUUUGUGAUUCUCUUUGCUCUCUUUCUACUUCCUGCACUAGCCGCCGCAAGCCGCCCUGUCAGAACUCCGUUCGUUGUUCGUGGUAAAGUCUUCUGUGAUACUUGCCUUGCGGGCUUUGAAACCUCCGCUACCACCUACAUUCCCGGUGCUAAGGUCAGAAUUGAAUGCAAGGACAGGAACUCAAUGGAACUUCUAUACACUCGUGAGGCCACAACAGACUCCACAGGUUCUUACACGCUCUUAGUCAACGAGGAUCACGAGGACCAACUUUGUGAUGCUGUACUAAUCAGCAGCCCUCAGGAGAGAUGUUCAUCGGUAGCUGAAGGCCGUGACCGUGCCCGUGUGAUCCUCACCCGCUACAACGGUAUUGCCUCAAAUGAACGAUAUGUCAAUGCCAUGGGUUUUGCAAGAGAUGAACCUAUGGCCGGCUGCAACCAAGUCAUGAGUCAGUACCAGGACAUUGAAGAUUAGAAUUGAUUUUAGUCCUUAAAAUCACUUGAUGGUUGUAUUUCUGGAGGUAUAUUUGCCAUAUCUACGCUUUAUUCGGACACUGAACGGUGUUUGUCAUAUUGGAUUCUUAAGGAUGAUUAAUAUGUUUUGUUCAUUCACUUUAUUAUUAUCAUGGCCAGGAUGAUACUAUGAUCCUUAUUUAUGAAUACAAAAUAGUGAAAAUAGCUUCAUUUC
Messenger RNA from Benincasa hispida (wax gourd), 808 nucleotides. It is a transcript of the gene SAH7, whose product is annotated as Pollen Ole e 1 allergen and extensin family protein. NCBI's taxonomy places the organism in Eukaryota, Viridiplantae, Streptophyta, Magnoliopsida, Cucurbitales, Cucurbitaceae. The record is from RefSeq and is a predicted model, not a curated record.